Messenger RNA from Triticum turgidum subsp. durum (durum wheat), 423 nucleotides. The record is from the annotation of a GenBank genome assembly. Lineage: Eukaryota; Viridiplantae; Streptophyta; Magnoliopsida; Poales; Poaceae.
AUGUGUGAAGCGACUGGAACGGUGGGAACCUUCUGCUGCAGCGACGAUGAUCAGUACUCCCACAGGAGUGGCUCCUCGAGGCGGAACACGCCGGCGCCGACGAUGUCCUCGUCGACGACCCAGGACGACGCGCACGGGAGGCCCGCCGAGGCCUCAUAUCUCAGGUCCAGGAGCAGGUCGGGGAGGUCGAACAGGGCGUCUUCCGGGUCUUGGACCGGCUCGGCGUGCGGUGCAGGCGGGGGCGGCGGCGAGACCGCGCUGGCGUCGGAGGCGCUGUCGGGGCUCUUGGCAUUGGCACUGGCGCCGCAGGGGAAGUCGGCGGAGGCGGCGACCCAGCUCAGUGUGGAUGAGAUUCAUGUAGUAGUACGGGUAUCAGAUAAUAUUGCCAAAAAUAAGAGUAUCAAAUACCUCAGGGGUGUUUAA